Messenger RNA from Somion occarium, 2063 nucleotides. The record is from the annotation of a GenBank genome assembly. NCBI's taxonomy places the organism in Eukaryota, Fungi, Basidiomycota, Agaricomycetes, Polyporales, Cerrenaceae.
GAGAAUGGCAGGUGUUUGUAUCUUGUGUCUCAGACGUUCAAAAACCUCCUUCGACCAUCCCUCGGUGGGCGAACUUCGAGACUCAGAUCCCUAAACACCAAAUAACCAAUUACACGAUCAGGUGGGCAUAUAACAUUACUUUACUGACGCGGCGACACCCUCUGAUUUUAUUGUAUUGGUAACUGAAGUCCACGUGCAAAUAAGGACGUUAUCUCGAGAGAAAUCUUUAUCCUAGGCCCAGUAGGUGCCGCAUCUUCGUUGCUGGAGUUAUCCAUCCGCCAUAUUAUUCGUGUCAACACGAAUUGUGCGCCUUCCGAACAAAGGCUCAGUCACGGUCUGAAUAAGAUCUCUCCAAAGAAUACAGAUAACAUGGCACCGAAGAGGAGACGCGUCGAACUAUCUCCUCCCCCUACCCCUCCCCCUCCGCCGAAACGUCCAACAACUCGCUCGACUCGAAGCUCACAGAAACCACGUGCUGGCCCAGCAAGAAGAGCGCGAAGGCCAACUACUGCAGCUACAGCGCGCGUCCCAACUCCUGCACCUUUUCUUCCGUUACCUACUCCUCCUGUACACCAUCGACCCGCCUUAGAGCUUGUGGGUUGGGGCAGCGGACAAGAUGGCCAACUUGGUACGGAGGCGCAAUACGAGGCCAAAAAACCGAAGAAGAAUAGAUGGAUGACUCAGAAGAUGGAGGAAGGCGCGUUUGGUCACGAGCCGGAAGCAGGUCUAGAAUCUAUUACUGCUGCUGGAAUGCAUAGUCUUUUUAUAGAUGAGAAGGGAGUGGUGUGGUCGUUUGGAGUCGAUGAAGAGGGAGGUCUCGGACGUUUGACUGACAAGGUCGUCAAAGACAAGAAACAGUCUGCAGACGCGGACAAGCCGAUAUUAGAUCCCCCCACUUUACCUGCACCAAUACGAAGCCUUGAAGAAGAAGGUUUCCGUGCAGUGAAAAUCAGCGCAUGCGAGACUGCGUCUAUUGCCAUAAGUGACAAGGGAGAACUACGUCUUUGGGGUUCAUUCCGAGCAAGUGAGGGAAGAAAACUUGGAUUUUCCAAAUCAGUUAGCAAGCAAUUCUUGCCAACCUCACUUUUGGAACUGAAGGACGAGAAAUUCGUCGCAGCCGCGGGCGGUGAUAAUCACCUAAUCCUGCUCACUCAGCGCGGACACAUUUACACCCUUGGUGUAGGUGAAGAUGGCCAAAUGGGUCGACGUAUUCUAGCACGACACACAGUCGAUGGUACCUCUCCAGGUAGAAUCAUACUCGGGACCCGGUCUCGUCUCGCAGUCGUCAUCGGAGCCGGGCGAAACACUGGGUUUGCUGUAGACAGCCAAGGAACAACUUGGGGAUGGGGAAUCAACUCCCGUGGUCAAACUGGGACAGGCAUGAACAAUGUGGAAAUCGACAAAUCAGUUCAUACGCCAAAACCUGUGAUUGGACUGAGUCCCUCUGAUUUAGAUGGGGCAACUGUUGUUCAGAUCGCUGGAGGAAUGUUUCAUACCAUUUUCCUCACCUCUGAUGGAAGAGUCUAUGCUUGUGGCGAUACUACCGAAGGACGGUUGGGUAUUCCUGCAGACGACGAGAGACUCCAGAAUCUCCGUUUUGGUGACAGACUUCCAGAACCGACACUAGUCAGUUUCCCGGAACCCGACGAUCGAGUCGUAGAGAUCUCUUGCGGGGCUAACUGUAACUUCGCUAUCACUGAAGCUGGGGCGUUGUAUUCUUGGGGCAGACAGGUGACAAGUGAACUAGGACUGGGACAUGACGACGACGUUGAGACUCCGACGGCUGUUAUACCCAAGGACCAUCCGACGUUUUCUGUUGUACACGUCUCUGGUGGUGGACAGCAUGUUUUGGCACUAGUGCGCAAGAAGGCAUGAACGAACUAUUGAUUCUUAGAUUGUCAUAUGUACACAUACCCAUUCCAGAUAGUAUGGAAGCACCACAUUGUACCAAACCGUCUUCGUUGUUCUAAUGCUUUGGCGGCCUACUUAUGCCCAUAGCAGUGUCUGUUCAGUACACUUGGCAGUCGUGAACAUGCAAUACAGGCUUCUCGUGAGACGCCGAC